AUGACGCUGCACAGGAAUGUGAUCGAUGUAUCUGCCCUGGACUCUCAGCUGGAGCAGCAUGAAUAUCUCAAUCGAGGCCGGCAGUACGCACAACGUGUCUCGGUGCUAGCGCUACCUGCAGUUGGGCUUCCAUGCUUGCUUGGGGGAAACAGUUCUCCACAAGAGGUUCUCUCUCGUCCUCCUCUGGCACCACUGCAGUUACAAAAGAUGGAUGCCCUGAUGGAGAAAGUCCAACAAGUACUAGCCGAUGUACAAGUUGAGCACAAGGAGGACCUGGUAGUCCAACUCUGCAGUCCACCGUAGCCAUGUCUAGUACAGUGCACCUCCUUUGGCCUACUUGAACUGUUUUCUUGUACAUACGCUGCCAUAAAAUGCCUUCACAUUCGUGGUCA
Rhipicephalus sanguineus (brown dog tick) is the source of this 392-nucleotide messenger RNA. RefSeq names its product ragulator complex protein LAMTOR1-like. Lineage: Eukaryota; Metazoa; Arthropoda; Arachnida; Ixodida; Ixodidae. The record is from RefSeq and is a predicted model, not a curated record. Gene Ontology annotation, molecular function: guanyl-nucleotide exchange factor activity; molecular adaptor activity. Gene Ontology annotation, cellular component: lysosome; Ragulator complex. Gene Ontology annotation, biological process: cellular response to amino acid stimulus; regulation of receptor recycling; positive regulation of MAPK cascade. The transcript has 3 exons. Bases 1 to 303 code for a protein of 100 amino acids.